Sinocyclocheilus anshuiensis is the source of this 1232-nucleotide messenger RNA. RefSeq names its product 78 kDa glucose-regulated protein-like. Lineage: Eukaryota; Metazoa; Chordata; Actinopteri; Cypriniformes; Cyprinidae. Gene Ontology annotation, molecular function: ATP binding; ATP-dependent protein folding chaperone. The transcript is spliced from 6 exons. The annotation marks the transcript as partial. The record is from RefSeq and is a predicted model, not a curated record.
GCUGACGGCUUAUAAACAGGCGAGCGCAGCGCCAUGAGUUACAGUUCAGACUCAGAGAAAACACGAGAAACACAGAGAGACAGAGAAAGAGAGACCGGCAGCAUCCACACCCUUCACAACAGAGCUUAUUACUACACUUAUCAGUACUCUUUACAGAAAUCAGAGACCAUUUGACACGAGAUCAACAUCAAAAUGCGACUGCUUUGCCUGUUCCUGCUGGUGGCCGGCAGCGUUUUUGCCGAAGAGGACGACAAGAAGGACAGUGUUGGGACAGUGAUUGGAAUAGACCUCGGGACGACCUACUCAUGUGUUGGAGUGUUCAAGAACGGCCGUGUCGAGAUCAUCGCCAAUGACCAGGGAAACCGCAUCACUCCGUCAUACGUGGCCUUCACCACUGAAGGUGAGCGACUCAUCGGAGACGCUGCGAAGAACCAGCUGACCUCCAAUCCUGAGAACACAGUCUUUGACGCCAAGAGGUUGAUCGGCCGCACAUGGGGUGACUCGUCUGUGCAGCAGGACAUUAAAUACUUUCCCUUUAAGGUUAUUGAGAAGAAGAACAAGCCUCACAUCCAGCUGGACAUCGGAUCAGGUCAGAUGAAGACUUUCACCCCUGAGGAAAUCUCUGCCAUGGUUCUGACAAAAAUGAAGGAGACCGCAGAGGCUUACCUGGGAAAGAAGGUCACGCAUGCUGUGGUCACUGUGCCCGCUUAUUUCAAUGACGCCCAGCGCCAGGCCACCAAAGAUGCAGGAAUCAUCGCCGGACUGAACGUCAUGAGGAUCAUCAAUGAGCCAACCGCUGCCGCCAUUGCUUACGGUCUGGACAAGAGGGACGGUGAGAAGAACAUCCUGGUGUUUGAUCUCGGCGGCGGCACCUUUGACGUUUCACUGCUGACCAUCGAUAACGGCGUCUUCGAGGUGGUGGCCACCAAUGGAGACACUCACCUUGGCGGCGAAGACUUCGAUCAGCGCGUCAUGGAGCACUUCAUCAAGCUAUACAAGAAGAAGACCGGCAAGGACGUGCGCAAGGACAACCGCGCCGUGCAGAAGCUGCGUCGUGAGGUGGAGAAGGCCAAGAGAGCGCUGUCUGCCCAGCAUCAGGCCCGCAUCGAGAUUGAGUCCUUCUUCGAGGGUGAAGACUUCUCUGAGACGCUGACCCGUGCCAAGUUUGAGGAGCUCAACAUGGUAAGAGAAGCUCCACUUUACCAACUAAACACUGACAAAACUACAAUACA